UCACACUGUCGGUCCAAUGCGAGCGGCAAAGAUUUUCGUAACCGAUUUGAAAAAUCGUAGUAUUUUUGACAAGGUAAACAGACUUCGGAUUGAUCUAUAUGGGUCGUUGGCUUUAACCGGAGAAGGUCAUGGCACACCUAAUGCAAUUUUAAUGGGAAUGGAAGGUGAGACUCCCGAAAAAGUUGACACAUCUACUAUAAAAUCUCGAAUAUCCAAAAUUAAUGAAACAGGCGGUGGCUUUGUGGUUGAAGAAAAAACCAUCCAACAACAUGGUGACAAUCUUUAUUAUAAAGCUUAUGAUAAAUUAUCUGUUGACUUGCAACGUAUAAGACAAGAUGAGGCUGUUGUUGCGCUACCUUUUCGGAAUGCUGAAGAAUUGUUAGAUGUUUGUAAGCGAGAACGCAUGACAAUUGCACAAGUUGUUUACCGUAAUGAACUACAUUGGCGAACUCCUGAUCAAAUUAGAAAUAAAAUAAUGGACAUUUGGAACACAAUGAAUGAAAGCAUUCGAAACGGAUGUAUGAGUACUGAAGAAUAUUUACCGGGUAAUCUAAAGGUGCGAAGGAGAGCUUCAGGGUUAUACCAGAAACUGAUAAGUGGUCCACCACCUUCAAAGGUGGCUGAUAAUUCUCUAAUACCAAGUACAACAGGCUACAAAAAAGUCAUUCUGAGACGGCCUUGGAAACUACUCAUGUUACCUGCUUUGGAAUAUCUCUCAUUAUACGCUAUUGCGGUUAAUGAGGAAAACGCUUCUGGUGGACGGGUGGUUACUGCUCCAACUAAUGGCGCAGCCGGUGUAAUUCCCGCUGUUCUAAAGUAUUUUUUAGAGUUUAUGUCUGAAAAUAAUGCACGAGAUAUCAUGGAAUUUCUAUUUACUAGCGCUGCAAUAGGCAUGCUUUACAAACGAGGCGCAAGCAUUAGUGCAGCUGAAAUGGGUUGCCAAGGAGAAGUAGGUGUCGCAUGCAGCAUGAGCGCAGCUGGAUUCGCCGCAGUAAUGGGUGCAACACCGGAACAAGUAGAGAACGCAGCAGAAAUAGGAAUGGAACAUAACCUAGGCUUAACGUGUGAUCCGAUAGAUGGUCUUGUGCAAAUUCCCUGUAUAGAGCGUAAUGCUCUUGGUGCUGUCAAAGCCAUAACUGCUGCUCAAUUAGCAUUGAAUGGUGAUGGAUAUCAUAGAGUUACUUUAGAUCAAGUAAUUGAGACUAUGCGACAGACUGGAUUGGAUAUGCAAAGCAAAUAUAAGGAAACUAGUCAAGGAGGAUUUGCUUCACUUCUUCGCUCGCAUGGAAUUGGUGCUUUUCAUGCUAUAUUUGAUCCAAAAAUUGGUAAAGUAGUUACCUCCCAUCCUAUUCUACAACCUAUCGGAGAUUAUUUUGAAGAAGAGAAGACCGACUUCGAUGGGCAUGAAGGGAUUUUUGGCCAGAUUGGACCAGUUUCUGGAGUUUUACAGGGUGCCUUUAUACACAGAACUUGUCGAGGUCAAGGAGCAGGCGGCGUAAGGAAUUGGGGUUAUAAUACUAUCGAAGAUUGGUUUCGUGAUGGAAUUAGAUUGUCUAAAGGCAUGACUCAUAAAAAUGCCCUUGCUGAAUUAUGGUGGGGAGGAGGGAAAGGUGUUAUUGACAGGAAUACCGGAAUUGGUUUAAAUCUUGGAUCUACCCCACUGCAACGUCGUGUAGUGUUUGAGGAAUAUGGAUCUUUUAUAAGUUCCCUAAAAGGUUGUUACGUAACGGCUGAAGAUGUAGGCGUAAAAGAUGAUGAUAUGGCUGCGAUAUUUUUAAGAACACGAUUCACGACGUGUAUUCCACCUCAAUAUGGUGGUAGUGGUAAUCCCAGUUCUCCAACGGCCAGUGGAGUAGUUCGCGCUCUUGAAGCUGCUUUUUCACAUACUGGAAAACAUUCGUUGCAAGGUGUUACGGUGGCUGUUCAAGGUGUCGGACAUGUGGCUACUGCUUUUAUAAAAUAUUUGCUUGAAAGAAAAGUUGAGCAUAUAAUUGCUUGUGAUGUAGAUUCUCAAAAGAUUAAAGCAGCGGAAAAAACGUUUUCUAAGGAAAUAAAGGAUGGCACCGUCAAGUUUCGAUUAGCUAAGGGUAGUGAUCAUUCAAUUUUAUAUGAGGACGUUGAUGCGGUUUCUCCUUGUGGCAUUGAUUUAUCCAAAGAUGGUAAAUCGCUUGCUGAAAGAGGAAUAAUUUAUGUUCCUGAUUUUUUGGCAAAUCGUAUGGGCAUUGUUAAUUGUGCUGAUGAAGCCUCUGGAUAUGUAGAAAAUGAUCCAAUAUUUGAAAAACAUCUUGGUGACACUUGGGAGAAUUCUAUAUACAAUCUUACAAAAUCCGUUCUUUCAACUGCUGCUGCAAGUUCGCGUACACCUCAGGAAGUGGCAAUAGAUUUAGCAGAAAAAAGAUCAUUUGUCAAAAACCCAAUUUUUGGACAUCGUGGAAUACAAAUUAUUAAUAGUAUAGUCAAUAGCAAAGAGUGGAAGAUGAAAAUUAAUGCAUGUUAG
Messenger RNA from Dentiscutata erythropus, 2497 nucleotides. NCBI's taxonomy places the organism in Eukaryota, Fungi, Glomeromycota, Glomeromycetes, Diversisporales, Gigasporaceae. The record is from the annotation of a GenBank genome assembly.